Messenger RNA from Ceratina calcarata, 4540 nucleotides. Its product is annotated as VWFA and cache domain-containing protein 1. The transcript is spliced from 5 exons. Gene Ontology annotation, cellular component: voltage-gated calcium channel complex. The record is from RefSeq and is a predicted model, not a curated record. NCBI's taxonomy places the organism in Eukaryota, Metazoa, Arthropoda, Insecta, Hymenoptera, Apidae. The coding region runs from base 141 to 3665 and encodes 1174 amino acids. Gene Ontology annotation, molecular function: voltage-gated calcium channel activity.
GAUCAUUUAUCUGUUCGUUCGCGGUAAAUAAUCGUCGAUUUAUUUAGACGUUAUUCCACGUUUGACAACGAUUUUGCGUUUUUUCCAACGGUUUUUCCCGUGUCAAUGUCGACACGCGUUGCGUCCGAAUCGUAUGCGUGAUGGUGAUUGUUGACAGGAUGAUCGUCGAAAAAAUUUUGCAAUUGGGACUGGUCCUGACGGUGUUGGUGAAUUUGCAUAUUUCGGCCGACGAGAAUUCGAAUGCUAAUGCGAAAUGUCAGUUCGGCAAAACCCUCAGGAAGCAGGUGAACGCCGAGCCUCUAAACGGCACCUGUUUGCGAGACAUAGUGAUGCGAUUAUCAAGCGAAUUUCGGUCUAUUACCGACGGUGAACUUGGCCUGAAGCCUUUUCAGAAGAUGCUCGGCGAAAUGGAGUUUGUGAACGUCUCCAGUAGUUUGAACAUGAAGCUUAGCUUGUUGGUAGACAAGCUGAACAACAAGUUGUUGUCUUACGCGGACCUCUUGAAGCACAGUUAUGAGAUUAUACUGCCAAUUUUAAUGAAAACUGAGAAUCAGUUUGAUCUUUCUACGUCUGGCAAUGGAUUAGAUUCUAUUUCGAACGGACUAGCCGAUUUAUGUUCUCAGGUUGCUCAAGAAUUGGCAGUUCAUUUGAGGAGCCAGGAGUGGAAGAAUUUACACCUAUUGUCUUUCAAGUAUCCAGUUACUGUGUGUGGCCCACCGAGUGCAGGCCACAAUAUUGGGCCACUUUUAUUGUCUCAAUAUUGUCCAAAAAAGAAUGUAUUAUUGUUACUUGAGCAUGCAGCUUUUAUGUCUGAAGGGGAUAUUACUUUGGCCCAAAUAACUGCAGAGACAAUAAUUGAUAUGUUGCCUCAGACAGAUUAUAUCAAUGUUAUUGGACUUUCUACUAAUAGUUCCAUUCAUUGCAAGGAUGGUUUAUUGAAGGCUACAGAUGUAAAUAAAUUCCAAUUAGUGCGAUACAUUCAUAGUUUAAUCAGAACAGAAACAAAUGACACGGUCGAAAUUGAUUUUAAUAAGUUAUUACAAAAAGUGAAGGGCGAAAUAGUGUUCAUACAUUUGACUAAUGCUCUUAAAUCUAGUUUACAUUUAGAAAAGAUAAGAAACUUAAUUUCCUCGCGGGAAGUGAAAGGCUAUAUCAGAACGAUAUUAAUUCUUUCAGAUCAAGAAGCACACUCCAAUGAUAAAGGGUACGAUGAAAACGUUGUGACUCUCCCAACGCCAAACAUACUCGGUUUUGAGAUAUCAAAAUUAUUCUCUGCUUUAAAAUGUUCCGAGGAGAACAAAAAGGAUCACUAUCUCUCCGAUCCGUAUUUCGACUUGUACACCAAAACGAUGACUUUAUCUAUCGGACAGAUCACAGACAAAGCAUUGAUAUCCUUAGAUGUCAAACUCCGAAAUUUUCUCGACGAUAUAACGUACUUCAAUUCUGGGACAGGCGCGUAUGCUGUGUUAUUCGAUGACAAGGGCAUAGUUUGGAUUCACAAGAAUUUCCCACGGAUGGAAACAUUGAUGGAUCAACCACUGAGAGUUAAUUUACAUCAUAUAGAGAAUCUCAGUCCCGAAAUAGUUAAAACGAUGAUCGAGGAACACGAAGGUGUGAUGAACGUGAAAACGCGAUUAGGGGAGAAGAAAUGGUAUCGUUGGAAACAUUUAACUUAUACAGAUCUGAUAGUAUGCUUGAUAUCGACCGCUAACGAUAGCGUUCUGCCCGUUGCAAAAUUAGUGCCGACGUUGUCGAUGAACAUUUUGCAUCAUCGCCUAGAUCUGCUGAUGCACAGUAUCACCGAUAAAAGUAUCCUGUGCACUUACCACAAUAAACUGUUGUCCCUGUCAACUGGAGUAGUAUAUCUUUCUCCCUGGUGCUUUCAAUCUCCCAUGGAGCAACUGAAACUAUUAGAAACCGGGACUGCUGUAACGAUGCAAAGUUACAUGGCGUACUUAAAAGAUUUAACAGGGUUACUAGCUAAUCCUGGACUGCAUCAAGCAGUCAGGCCAGACGUGGCUAUGCUGACUCAAAUAUUGGGUUUCUUUAAAGGCAGGCACAUAGAAAGUGCUUUAAAUAAAUUUAUAAUAAGACGAUAUAUCGUUGGAACCGUGAGCGGAGUUCUGGAAAUAUAUCCAGGAAUCAUGCUCGAUUCAGGUUUCGAUCCUAAAAGACGAAUAUGGUACGAAAAAGCGUUGGAACAUCCCGGGAAAUUAGUUUUUACUCCUCCAUAUUUAGGAGCUGGAGGUUCUGGAUACGUUGUUACUCUGAGUCAUACUAUUCAUCGGAAUUCGGACUCAAAGACGAAGGAUGAUGCUAUCGCGGUCGUGUCCAUGGACGUAGCUCUAGGAUUCGUCUCGCGACUUUUGAAAGAACUGUUCCCGUUCUGCAAUAACUCAACAGUGAAAUGUUUCCUGAUGGACGACAAAGGCUACCUAGUCUCGCACCCAGCAUUGUUACAACCGAUCGGCAAGAUCGAGCAACAGCAUUUAACGCACAAGGAAUUGUUAGUAGCAAACGACAUACUAAAUCAUGAACUGUUCGUUAAAAAGAAAGCGUGCGCGAAUUAUCUGGACGGUACCGUGCAGAGGUAUUACCAGUUUAAUACGUCGCUCGACGAGGUCCUCACUAACAUCGUUCACGGCGAACACUGUGUCAAAUAUCAAGUGGCGGCUGUGCCUGAAACGAACGUUUUCCUGGGCGUAGUUAACGUGACUUGCAAUUUAUUGAGCGCCUUUUGCCCGUGCAGUACCAUGGAUCGCUCUUGUUUAAAUUGUAAAAGAAUGGAGCAGACCGACUGCGAAUGUCCGUGCGAAUGUUCCUUGUACUAUUCGAAUUGCGGCGAGUAUAGCGCAAGCGAGAUGAACGAUCUUGAACCUUGUCCAGUGUCGCACGAGCAAGGAGGAAACACACAAAUGUCUUGGAUAGAAUCCACGAACUUAAAGACAUGUCCGUCCAUCGAUUGUAGGAUAUUCAAGACGGAGAAUGAAUGUCUUGGAGUUGUUGGUUGUCAAUGGUGCCACGUGGACAGCGACGGAGAGACGCCGUUACGAGCUCCCUUUUGUAACGAUAUGUCUCGAUGCUUUAGAGGAAUUCUUGGAUCGUACAUGCCGCUGAGCGAUGGCACAUACAAUUCUCAAUCGACAGAAGAGAUUGCAGCGCGUGAAUGGCCAUCGGUUGGCACGGUAGCCGGUGUGAUAUUAGCAUUUCUUCUGAUACUCGGAUUAAUGCUAUUUUGCUACAGACUUCGAUCUGUUCAGUCUGGGUUGGAGCAUCAGUGUCUGCAUAUUCACACAUCGCCAGAUAUGUUGCGUAUGACGCAUUUAGAGGGUGACGUGGAGCCGAUGGAGAUGGAGCAAACGAAAAAUAAUCUGGACUCUCUUAUAAGGGAGGGUAUAACUCCAAUUUCGCCAUAUAAGGUCACUUCGAAUUAUAGAAAACCGCCGGGGGGUGAUAGCGAUCAUGGAUACAGCACGAUGACGCCCCAUGAUGACUCUGAGCAACAAACGUUCGUUGAACCGUUGCUAGUUGUUGGCAAUAAUACUGAACCGGAUCUUAGAAGACGAUCCGCCUGUCUUCCGUCCCCGAUUACUCAUUUAGGAUCACCGCAUCACGUCUUGGCACCAGUUACCGUUCAUUGCAACAUGGAGGCAAACUUUUGUUAAUUGUAUACGAGCAGCGACAAGACAAAUUUCGUCCAAGAAUCGUUCCUUUAGGAAUAUAACGAAUAUUCGCUCGAAGAAAAUUUUUCAACUCGUCGAGUUCUUUUUUUUUAUAAAUACUAUGUUUUGUACAAGCUAUAUAGUGAUAUAUAGAUAUAUACGUAAUAAUAAGUUAAGGGAAAUCAUACUUAAAUGAAAUCCAACUGCUGCAGCUGGUAUAAGUUUUGAUACCGUUUUACAAUGCAACAAAUGUAAAUGUGUUCCGAUACUACUUAAAACGAUGAUAUAUUUUUUUAUAUGAGCCGAAAACAAACUGUGCAAUUAAUUCAUUUCGAAAAUCGACUAACGCAAUAGUGAAAUAAUAUUCUCCACAGCUUGUUUUCAUUAUAUAUUUUUCAACAAAUGGAUAUCGUACGUGUAACUAUUUAUAUAUCGCGUAAGUGUAAGCUAAUUAGAGUUAAGACUUUUGAAAUAGGAUUUAUUGAUCGAUAUAAAUUCGCAUAAUCAGUAGAUAUUUACACUUUUAUACACGAUGAUACUUUUUGGAGAUGGUGUACAGCGAUUUCAACAACACAAAAUAACGAUGUGAACUCUUUGUGGACAGAAGAGUCGCCUCUCUGUUAUUUACAUGUCAUACGUAUAUAUAUGAUAGAUAUUAUAUGACUGACUGCCUAACAUUUUAUCUUGCCAAUACUACAUCAUUGAACAAAAUGCGAUUAACGAAUGUCUUACUAUUUUUGUAAUUUGUAAAUGUAGAAAGACUAAUUUUUGAAUACUUUACACGUUGAUCAGUAUUUUAAUUGUAAAAGUAUAUAACUGCCGUUAAAAAAAAAGUUAAAUUUUAUUGCUAUAACAGGAAAAUACAAAACUCAUUAAAA